AGCCAGGUCGGCUCGAACCAGGCUCGGCCCGAGGCCACCACGCUCGGCGCACCCAGCCAGGCAGGCGCGAUGACCACGCGGUACAAGAAGAACCGCCACCUGCGCGGGGCGAUCUCGGCGGGCCGCGGGCGCAUCGGGAAGCACCGCAAGCACCCGGGCGGCUGCGGGAACGCGGGGGGCCAGCACCACCACCGCAUCAACUUCGACAAGUACCACCCGGGCUACUUCGGCAAGGUGGGCAUGCGCAACUUCCACCUGAUCAAGCACGGCAAGGUGUGCCCCCUGAUCAACGUGGACAAGCUCUGGUCGCUGGUCCCAGAGGGGACGCGGGAGCAGUUUGCGGCGCAGAAGGACAAGGCUCCCGUGAUCGACGUGAUGAAGGCCGGGUACAUGAAAGUCUGCGGCAAGGGCCAGCUGCCCGAGCAGCCCCUGAUCGUGAAGGCGCGCUACUUCACCAAGGAGGCCGAGGUCAAGAUCAAGGAGGCCGGCGGGGUCUGCGUCCUCGUGGCCUGAGCUCGCGCCCCAGGCGCGCCGGGACCCGCGCCCUCUGCGUGCCCGCGGGGCUGCCGCGCGCACGUCGCGGCGGAGCGCGUGGGAGGGCGCCGCGCGUGAGCAGAGAGGCAGCCGCAGCCGAGCAACA
Molecule: messenger RNA, 640 nt
Organism: Prorocentrum cordatum
Lineage: Eukaryota; Dinophyceae; Prorocentrales; Prorocentraceae
Source: the annotation of a GenBank genome assembly